AUGACUGAGAAGCCAACAGUAGAGCGGCCGCGUUAUGUCUUCUUCUUCACAGGCGCCACGGCAUGCGGCAAGUCGACCAUCGCAAAACAUGUGGCCGACAACUUGAACCUCACCUUCCUGGAGGGUGACGACUUCCAUCCAAAAGCCAACGUAGAGAAGAUGCACCACGGGGAGGCUCUCACCGACGAGGAUCGCCAAGGUUGGCUCGAGGCGCUGCGCGACCACGAGAACAUGCAUCCGCCAGGGGAAACGUCACUGCACCUCGUCAUGACCUGUUCAGCGCUGAAACGUCAUUACCGCGAUAUUCUGCGCAAAGGGUCCGAGCAGGCGCAGAAUCUGCGCAUUCGGUUCAUCUUUCUUGAUGCCCCGGAGGAGGUCCUUACAAAACGGGCCGCGGAGCGCAAGGGACACUUUGCCGGGAGCAAUCUGGUGCAUUCGCAAUUUGAUAGUCUGGAACGCCCGGCGCAAGAUGAGGGUGAUGUGUUUACUAUCAAUGUCGACCGGCCUCUCGAGGAGAUCAAGAAGGAUGCGCUGGAACAUGUGAGGCAUGUUCUGGCUGCUUGA
This is a messenger RNA of Diaporthe amygdali, 564 nucleotides long. RefSeq lists its product as uncharacterized. Gene Ontology annotation, cellular component: cytoplasm. The transcript has 2 exons. The record is from RefSeq and is a predicted model, not a curated record. Gene Ontology annotation, molecular function: gluconokinase activity. Lineage: Eukaryota; Fungi; Ascomycota; Sordariomycetes; Diaporthales; Diaporthaceae. Bases 1 to 564 code for a protein of 187 amino acids.